AAAUCAAAUCCUAAAAUUACAUAACAACCCAACCCCAACCCCGUCAGUCAGGCGUCAGAGGAAAGAGAAAAAUAAAAUAAAAAUAGAUUGGAACAAAUUUAUUGUUUAGGGAAUAUCAAAAUUGAAUCCCCAAACUAUGAAAUUUCCCCAAAUCUGAAUGGGAACAUUUGCCCUAACCCAUUUACCACUAAUCGGAUCCUCCACUAACGACGGUUCCCGGAUCCUUCCUUCAUCGUUUUUCUUCGCCGUUGGCUGAUCUGAGGCACACACCGUCACUGUCACCGUCACCGUCACUGCCACCGUCACCCCUUAAUUUUCUUCAUCAGAGAGAGAUAGAGAUAGAGACACUGGGGAAGCGAAAGAAAGGGAGAGUGAAGCCGGAGAUGGAUUGCGGCGUCGGAUCCAUCGUAUGGGUGCGACGGAGGAACGGGUCAUGGUGGCCGGGUCAAAUACUUGGACCCGAUGACCUCUCCGCUUCUCAUCUCACCUCUCCUCGAUCAGGAACUCCGGUUAAACUUCUCGGCAGAGAAGACGCCAGCGUGGAUUGGUACAAUUUGGAGAAAUCCAAGCGUGUGAAGUCAUUUCGAUGCGGCGAGUUUGAUGAUUGUAUUGAAAGGGCUGAAUCCUCCCAGGGGAUGCCAUUAAAGAAAAGAGAGAAAUACGCCCGCAGGGAAGAUGCCAUUCUUCAUGCUCUUGAACUUGAGAAGCAAAUAUUGAAGAAGCAAGGGAAUUUAGGUGUUGCUUCUGAUCGAAUCAGUUGUAGAUCUUCCAAUUCCCUUAAAAAGGGCAUUGUUACGUUGCCAAUUGAAACACUGGGAAAUGAUAAUGAAAAACAUGCAAAUUCAAAACCAUACGUUUCUCGUGAAAACGAGAUUAUUGGAGGCCAGUUUCCUUCGGACGUAGCAAAGGAUGGCAAUCAACUGAGAGGGGAAGUCGAUCAUUCCGAAGCAAUGCCUCGGAUGAGAGGCUUGCAGGAUUUUGGGCUCAAAACCGCUCCAUUGAAAGGGAGGAUUUUAUCUUCUGUUGAUCCAAACAUUUCUCAGAAACCUCCACUUGAUGAUGGUGCUCGGGCUCUUGCAAGUCGUGGUAGUGCACUUCACACGAAUGGAGCUGGGCAAAUAGGAGUAGCUUGCCGAGCAAAGAGGAGCAGAUUUAUGUAUUUUCCAGCUGAGUCUAGUGAUUCUCUUGAUUACAAAGAGACUCUAGCCAAUGUUGAGAUGUCAUCUUCCCAACUUGGAGGGGAGUUUCCUUAUCGUGGUUCUUUGGUUGGAGAGACUGAAUCUGUCUUUAUGGAUGAAGUUGAAUCUGAUUCUGAAGAAUCAGAUUCUCCUGGUUCCGAUUCAGAUUCUUCUGAGACAGAAGAAGACAUGGAUGAUGAAGUGAAUAUACUUUCAGAUUUUAUUGUAACUGCAGAACCUGGUCGGGACGCAGAAGAACAUGAAAGCACUAGCAGUGAGGAGCCUGAUGAAUUAGCAAUUUCCAGCAACAUGCCUCACCUCUAUCCUCGUGAUCUGAUAACAUAUAAUGAAGCUGUGUCUAAAUGGAAACUAAAAGGGAAAAGGAAUAAUCGGAAUUUGGUAAAGAGGUCUGUUGGUGCUCCUGAUGGAAAAGGUAUUAUAUAUGGAGCAGAAGCAGAUGCUGAAGGAAGAAGAAGUCAUUUGAGCCACAAGAGAAUGGGUCCGAGUUUGCAUUGCUACAGAAAUGAUUUUAGUGAUGCUCUUGAUGACGAUGAUCAAAUGUUUGGGUUGGAAGAGGAAUACUCUCUAACUUCUAGAGCAGUAUCAAAAAGUCAAAAUAAAAUUCAUCGAGGUGUUGAUUGGACUGAUUGGGCCUGGGAUGAUCAUCUUGCUUCGAAAGGAUAUUGGGAUAUUAAAGGAUUUACUCCAAUAUAUGGUGAUCGUUACCGUUUGGGUGGGAUGAUGAGGUCAAUGCUGGUUAAUGUAGAUUUGAAGGUUCAAGCAAGCUAUCGGAAAGAGCCUGUACCCAUUGUUUCUCUCAUGAGUAAGUUAGAUGGGAGGGCAAUAAUAGGGCACCCAGUCCAGGUUGAAACCCUCAAGGAUGGUUCAUCUGAUUUUCUAUUUUCUUCAAUUGAUGACUUCAGUAAUGAUGGGAUUGGUAUUGAGGGAAGUAGUGUGCUUCCACCAGCAUGGAGGACUGCAAGGAGAACAGCAAAUGUUCGCAUUCCACGCCAUGUGUCAUCAUCAAAUGGUGCUGAAGUUGCUGCUGAGUUUCCCUCCUUAGAUCAAGAACGAAACUUUGAAUAUAAAAAAUUAAACGCUGGAAGUUCCAGUCAUAAGGCGAGCCUCCAGAAGAAGAGUGGCCUUAAAAGUCAUCGGUCUUCAGCUGACAAAAAGUCCUUAAAAAAGGUGCCAAAGAAAUUGAAUUUGUCUUCUAGUCAGAAAACUAGAACUCUGUCCUCAUUAUCUAUUGAACAUAAUCUUACAUUACAUGAUGUGUGUAGUUAUCAAACAGAUAGAUUGAUUAAACCAGAAAUCUCUGGGCCCACUACAGUAGCUUGCAUACCAGUUCAGUUAGUAUUUAGUAGAUUACUUGAGAAGAUUAAUAGGCCUCCAUUGAAAGCAUCUAGUAAUGCGGCUUUGCUGAAUACUGGUGUGGAGAGAAAUUCAUAGGUUACAUGUACAUUGUUAUAAGGGAACAAUAAUCUUACAGUGGUAGCACAGUUUAUUGGGGAUGUCUUCUUUCCAAUAUAGGGAAUCCUAUUCAAUUUAUUGUCAGCAUUUUAAGGAUUUUCAUAUAGUUCCCUAUUCAUCCUGUGUAUCUCUAGAUAAAUAAAAGAAACAUGAAAUUGUUUAGCUGCCUUGAAUGUGAGUAUCUAGUU
Messenger RNA from Gastrolobium bilobum, 2839 nucleotides. RefSeq lists its product as uncharacterized. The coding region runs from base 384 to 2630 and encodes 748 amino acids. Lineage: Eukaryota; Viridiplantae; Streptophyta; Magnoliopsida; Fabales; Fabaceae. The record is from RefSeq and is a predicted model, not a curated record. The transcript has 4 exons.